AUGAUUAACAUGAGUCUCAUCCACAGACACACAAUUGACCCCAUAGGAGACCCAAGUAAGCUUAUGUGGGCCACAAACAUUGUGUUAUUCAUCAGUAAGGAAGAGAUAACACCUCAAGGAGACACAACUGUGGGUUCUCACCUUCAGUGUUGCCUUCGUCACUAUCAUCAACCACAUGUGUUGUUCCCAGGCAGUCUGUGGUCUCCUUACUUCCUCCACAGACAGUCUGGUUCUUCCUCAUCUCAUCAUAGACAGUCUGGUCAUUCUCCCUCAUCCCAUCACAGACAGUAUGGUCAUUCUCCCUCAUCCCAUCACAGACAGUCUGGUCAUUCUCCCUCAUCCCACCACAGACAGUCUGGUCAUUCUCCCUCAUCCCACCACAGACAGUCUGGUCAUUCUCCCUCAUCCCAUCACAGACAGUCUGGUCAUUCUCCCUCAUCCCACCACAGACAGUCUGGUCAUUCUCCCUCAUCCCACCACAGACAGUCUGGUCAUUCUCCCUCAUCCCAUCACAGACAGUCUGGUCAUUCUCCCUCAUCCCACCACAGACAGUCUGGUCAUUCUCCCUCAUCCCACCACAGACAGUCUGGUCAUUCUCCCUCAUCCCAUCACAGACAGUCUGGUCAUUCUCCCUCAUCCCAUCACAGAGAGUCUGGUCAUUCUCCCUCAUCCCAUCACAGACAGUAUGGUCAUUCUCCCUCAUCCCAUCACAGACAGUCUGGUCAUUCUCCCUCAUCCCACCACAGACAGUCUGGUCAUUCUCCCUCAUCCCACCACAGACAGUCUGGUCAUUCUCCCUCAUCCCAUCACAGACAGUCUGGUCAUUCUCCCUCAUCCCACCACAGACAGUCUGGUCAUUCUCCCUCAUCCCACCACAGACAGUCUGGUCAUUCUCCCUCAUCCCAUCACAGACAGUCUGGUCAUUCUCCCUCAUCCCAUCACAGAGAGUCUGGUCAUUCUCCGUUUCUUAUCGAAACCACACCUGCCUGAUUACCUGAAGCACGUCUGCUCCAUUACCCAUCCCACACCUGAGUGACUAUCUUACCCACACCUGCCCCAGCUACCUGAAGUACACCUGUCCAGCUCCUGAGACGAAAUAUCGGCCAAGAAUAAACUGUCAACUCUACACUUAUCAGGUCUUGGGGAACCCGGGUGAAAUCCCUACGUCUGUCAGAGCGUCAAGUCCAAGACCCCAAGACGAUAUGACUUCAUCUAUCAGAGCGUCAAGUCCAAGACCCCAAGAUGAUAUGACUUCAUCUAUCAGAGCUUCAAGUCCAAGACCCCAAGAUAUUAUGACUUCAUCUAUCAGAGCUUCAAGUCCAAGACCCCAAGAUGAUAUGACUUCAUCUAUCAGAGCGUCAAGUCCAAGACCCCAAGAUGAUAUGACUUCAUCUAUCAGAGCUUAAAGUCCAAAACCCUAAGAUGAUGCGACUUUAUAACAGCUUCAAAUCCAAGACCCACUAUGAUACAACUGAGCCAGAGCUUCAAGUCAUUAUACAUUAUAUUGUGAAAUUUAUAACAUCACCAUUAGUCCUACGUUCAUUAAACUUCACGAAGCUCCUAAGAGAACGAUACACAUGAUGACUCGUUUGUGGUGUGUAACAUAAAGAACUGAAUAUCAUAAUUAAUUCUUAUCACAUGUUUGUCGUCUUUGUACAGGUUGAACAAAAUGUAAUUAUUUUUUAAGGUAUUGCUAUUUUUGUUUAAAUAUUGGGCGAGGGUUUAAAGUGUGUAUGUUAGUCAAACCUUGUGAUCAAGUUAGGCUAGUAUAGAACCUCACCUAACCUGCAUAAAACAUUCAUUUCGUUGAUUGUUAAAUCAAAUAACAAAUUCACACAGUUAACUAAACCACGACUGGUGACGAGUUAACAGUGAAGUUACAUGGAAAUGACUGUUUGUUUGUGGAGAUGGCUGGUUUGUCUGCCUGCGUGAGGAGUGACUGUGUUGUGCACAGCUCCAUGUCUAGGCUCCUCUGUCUGGUGCGGACAGUGAAUGAGGAAUCUAAUAUGGGUCAACUAGACACCUCAUUCACUGUCUCUCCUCAUGUAGACAAACAAACAGUCACUUCCACUCGUGUGCUUCUCGUGGUAGCCCCUUGUACAGUACCUCUACAUUUAAACUUAACUUCAUUGUUCUUUUUUACAAUUAAUUGUUAUCAUAACUACAUUAACUUCACUGUUAAUUCCUCACCCUGUCAAUGAUUAGUUAACGUUAUGUGAAUUUGUUAAUUGAUUUAAUAAUUGGUUCAGUGUUUUAAUCUUAAUACAUCCGUGUGAAAGUUUCGUGUGUGAGAAUAUUGUUGUGUCUGACCAUAGUGUUGUGAUGAUGGUUACUGAGGUACUGAAACGUGAGCUGAUCAAGAAGAAUAAGUGUCCAGGUAUUGAUCUUUGUUCCCAGCCUUGGUGUUACUAUGAAACAAUUAAACGAAGCUUCCAAGGGGUGUAUCCAUUGUUGAUAUCUGUCAAUAUAAAAAGGUUUCAGACUAAA
Homarus americanus (American lobster) is the source of this 2487-nucleotide messenger RNA. RefSeq names its product histidine-rich glycoprotein-like. Bases 1 to 990 code for a protein of 329 amino acids. The transcript is spliced from 3 exons. Lineage: Eukaryota; Metazoa; Arthropoda; Malacostraca; Decapoda; Nephropidae. The record is from RefSeq and is a predicted model, not a curated record.